Messenger RNA from Branchiostoma floridae (Florida lancelet), 915 nucleotides. Its product is annotated as serine/threonine-protein kinase 35-like. The record is from RefSeq and is a predicted model, not a curated record. Gene Ontology annotation, biological process: peptidyl-serine phosphorylation; autophagy. Gene Ontology annotation, cellular component: cytoplasm. Gene Ontology annotation, molecular function: ATP binding; protein serine/threonine kinase activity. The coding region runs from base 1 to 915 and encodes 304 amino acids. NCBI's taxonomy places the organism in Eukaryota, Metazoa, Chordata, Leptocardii, Amphioxiformes, Branchiostomatidae. The transcript has 5 exons.
AUGGAGAAAUAUACGAUCCUACAUGAGCUCGGACAGGGUGCGUUCAGUAAGGUGUACAAGGCAGAACGUAAUGAGGACGGCAGCACACAUGCACUGAAGUGCCUCACUGUAGACUCAGUUGAGAGGGGCGACGCCACCCUGAAGGAGAUCCAUGCUCUACAGCAGGUCGGCAAACACCCAAACAUCUUGCAGUUUACCAAUGUAUUUACCGAGAGCGCAGGUCUGAACACCCCAGCACUGAACGUGUGGCUGGAACUGGACUAUUGUAACGGAGGCACCCUGGACAGCUUCAUCGCUAGCGACAAUCCGAAUCGAGCGACCGUUCUGCAAUUACUGUGUGACACGGCAGAGGGCGUUGCUUAUCUGCACGGAAGAAACGUCGUGCACGGAUCCCUGAAGCCUGACAAUAUCUUGGUGGAUAACUCCGGGCAGAGACCGAUAGCUAAGAUUGCAGAUUUCGGCAUGCUCCGUGUCCGUGGACAGGGCGGCUGGGAUAUCAAAAACUACUUCAAGGAGACCAGCGGUAUCAGAAUGUACCUGUCGCCUGAAAUCGCCCGACAACUGUUGGCACAACGACCACAUCUCAUGCAGUUCACCGCAAAGGCUGAUGUCUUCGCCUUGGGACUGAUCAUAGUCGUCAUCUUGAAUCAGACGACAGAUCCAGUCGUCCCAGCGACAGAUCCAGCCAUCUCGAUGACAGAUCCAGGCGUAUCAGAGACAGAUCCAGCGAAGCCAGGAAAACUGGUGCCUGCGGUUUACGUAAAUGGAAAACCCACGGCUGUAGGUGAGGUCAUGGUCACACGCCCGGGAUACCAGGCGGUAGGCAUGCUGAUGAUGAGUGAACCGCAGGGGUCGCCCGUAAAGGUGUGUGAAAUAUUCUUAAAGGAGGGGCAGAGAACAGGAAGGGACAAAUGA